AUGUCGCAGCACACAUUUUCUCCUCGCCCAGACAAAAAGGAACUCGAUGAAACACUCCUAUUUUCUCCAAAAUUCGAUGACAACGGCCUCAUCGCCGCCAUGGCGAUCGAUUCCUCCACACAACAACCGCUCAUGCUUGCCUACAUGAAUGAAAAAUCGCUCAAGAUGACUCUCGAAAAAGGAGAAGCCGUUUACUACUCACGCUCCCGCCAAGAGCUCUGGCAUAAAGGAGCCACCUCAGGCUGCGUGCAAAAGAUCAAAGAAAUCCGCACCGACUGUGACCAAGACGCCCCUCCUCAUCUACGUCGAGCAAAUCGCGAAAAAAUAAUCCCCCUCCUUACCGUGUUCGAACUUCUCGCCAAUGACCCCGACACUCGCGCCCGUCGGGGUCGCCUCACCACGCCUCACGGGGUGAUCGAAACUCCCAUUUUCAUGCCGGUCGGCACUCAAGGAUCAGUCAAAACUCUCCACCCGGAAGACCUCGACGCCCUCGACGCUCAGAUCAUCCUCGGCAACACCUACCACCUCUGGCUCCGCCCCGGCACCGAAAUCAUCAGCGAGCUCGGCGGGCUCCACUCCUUCACCACCUGGCAAAAGCCCAUGCUCACCGACUCGGGCGGUUUCCAAGUCUGGUCACUCGCAAAGCUACGUAAAAUCUCUGAAAAAGGGGUCGAGUUUCAAAACCAUCUCGAUGGCUCCAAGAUGAUGCUCAGCCCAGAAAAAAGCAUGGAAAUCCAAGCCCUUUUCGCCUCCGACAUCGCCAUGCUCUUCGACGAAUGCCCACCCUAUCCCUGCGAGCGAAAAUACGCCGAAGACUCCACCGACCUCACCAGCCGCUGGGCAAAAACGAUGCAAAGACUGGAUCGAAAAAAACAACCCCAAUCUGGCAACGGCAAGCAACUCCACUUCGGCAUCGUGCAAGGCUCCGUCUAUCCUGAUCUCCGCGAAAAAUCAGCUCGCGCCCUCGUCGAUCUCGACCUAAGUGGCUACGCCAUCGGUGGCGUCUCGGUCGGCGAACCUGAAGAAGAAAUGUUCGCCGCCAUCGACCAUGCCGAACCCUUCCUCCCCGAGAACAAACCCCGCUAUGCCAUGGGGCUCGGCACUCCCCCCCAAGUCCUUGAAAUGAUCGGGCGAGGCGUGGACAUGUUCGACUGCGUCCACCCCACACGCUGCGCUCGCCACGGCCCUUGCCUUUACCCCCGUGGGCCCAUCCAUAUCAAAAACGCCCAAUACGCCCACGACCCCUCACCCCUCACCGAAAACGCGCACCCCCACGUCGCUCGCUUUUCCAAAGCCUUUCUCCGUCACCUCUUCAAAGCGGGCGAAAUUCUCGCCCAGCGAGUCCUCUCCUUCCACAACCUCCACUUCUAUUUGCAGCUCACUAAAAACGCCAGAGAAGCCAUCGAAGCCGGACGCUUCACCGAAUUCAAAAACGAUUUCCUCGCGAGAUAUCAGGACUAA
Molecule: messenger RNA, 1461 nt
Organism: Nerophis lumbriciformis (worm pipefish)
Lineage: Eukaryota; Metazoa; Chordata; Actinopteri; Syngnathiformes; Syngnathidae
Source: RefSeq, a predicted model, not a curated record